Chelonoidis abingdonii (Abingdon island giant tortoise) is the source of this 1874-nucleotide messenger RNA. RefSeq names its product small integral membrane protein 14 (gene SMIM14). NCBI's taxonomy places the organism in Eukaryota, Metazoa, Chordata, Testudines, Testudinidae. Gene Ontology annotation, cellular component: endoplasmic reticulum. The record is from RefSeq and is a predicted model, not a curated record.
GGCCGGGAAAGCUCUUCCCAGCUCUGAGCCGGCAGAUCCGGGUCUCGUGGUCUAGACUGACGUGGUCAAUCGAAUCAAAACAGAAGGGGAAAGGUUCCUGGGGCUGAGCCGCGGCUUGUGCUGGUCGAGCAGCCGGAGCGAGAAGGCGGCAGCGGCAGCAGACACAGCACCAGACUCCAAGGCUAGGUGUUCACAGCCAAAUUUUGAUUUCUUGGCAUAAUCAUGGCAGAAGGUGGAUUUGAUCCCUGUGAAUGCAUUUGCUCGCAUGAACAUGCAAUGAGAAGGCUGAUCAAUCUGUUGAGGCAAUCCCAGUCAUACUGCACGGACACGGAAUGCCUUCAAGAAUUGCCAGGACCAAAUUCCUCUGGUGAUAAUGGCAUCAGUAUUGCCAUGAUAAUGAUGGCCUGGGUGGUUAUCGCUCUUGUCUUGUUUUUGCUGAGACCAACUAAUCUAAGAGGAUCCAACAUGGCUGGAAAACCAGCCAGUCCACAUAAUGGUCAAGAACCACCAGCCCCACCCGUGGAUUAGACCUUGUAAUUCUGGAAAUGCUCAACCGCUAAAACCUUGCACGACCAAAUGAACGCAAGUGACCAGAGUACUAAAUCCCAUUCAAUACUAUUUUCCUUUUGCAUUUACAUGAAGCAGGAUGAUAUUAUUUUGGUAUGGAACAGCUAGUAGCUAUUUCACUUUUAAAUUAAUUCUUGCUUUAUAUUUUACCAUUCCUAGUAGGUGAUGUUUGAAUAAACAAUAAGGAGCUGCAGGGGGUGGGGUUUGGGUUGUUGUUUUACUGUGGACAUUCCACUCAUUCUCUUUUUGUUACAAUGAUUACAAUACAUAAUUUCUUUGCAGUGGUCUCUAGCAUAAUUGAAGGAAAAUUCAAAUCCUUGUGCAUUUAUAGGCAUUAAAAGUUAUUUUUCAGAUUAAUUCUCUUUUUUUCCCUACAUAUUUUUGAAAUUUAGUUGCAAACAUUAGCUUGAGUUUUGGGUAGAAAAAGUGAAAUUACUUUACCUUUACCUUUACCUUGCUGUUCAGAGCAGCUUUAACUCUUUGGACCGCUAACCUAGUUUUUAGGGCUGUUGCAAAAGCAUGGAUCAUCUACUGUAAUGAAUGUACAUCUAUGUGUGUGUGCAUAAGUAUGUGUCUGAGAAUUAUUACCAUCAAGAACUUGUCUGACGUGUAAGGAAUUUACACAAAAGAUUAUCACCAAAAUGAAAUUAAAUACAUUCACCAAUAAAUGAACUGUCUGAUUAGUAUAUGUUUAAAGACAACUAAGACUUGGGCAACUAAAUUCUAAAAGAGAAUCUGUUUACAAACUUUACAAAAAGAAAAAUCUAGUGACAAGUAUCCAUUACAAUUUUCUCGCCUGAGUAUAAUCUUAUAAUAAUCAAUAUCUUAAUUUUUUUACUGCAACACGUAACAAGAUCAAAAUUUUAUUAACCAGUCAUUAACUUCAGAAAGUUAUUGUCACUUACUUACAAUUUGGUUUUUACUUAUAUAUUGUAAAUAUAUAAGUAAAAGUAUAAUAUAUAUAUUACUUUCGAUUCUUAUCUGUUUGUUGUUGGAUUGUUCAAAACAGAAAUUGCAGGUGAAGAUCUAUAGCAUAUAUUUUGCCUUUAAUAUUUGUGUGUGUGUGUGUGUGCGUGCGCAUCUUCUGUUUGAACUAGUGAGUGACUUUUUUUAAACAUACAUUAAAUAAUUUAAGAACAUUUUAAAGAUGUACAGAAAAGUAACACUCUUAUUUUUCUUAUCAAUUUGAAAAAUUAAUGAGAAUGAUGUAAAGGACAGUUUUGUGUGACCAGAUAACUAUGGAGGUCAGGGCCACCCAGAAGAUUCCCCACCGCCGAAGACCCGGCACUUCGGCGGCGGGUCCCGGG